UUAAGUAUUUCCUCACAAGUGAACUGGCCUCACAUUUCGUUUCGUGUGAUGCUAUUAAUAUUGUUGAUGUUGAUGGUAAAGUUGAAGUUUUCAUUGAUCUGGAUUUCUUGAAGAACUCACAGACUGACAUCGAAAAAACAAUAGAGGACAUCAUUAUAAAGAAGUCUGGAAGACUGGUUAAGAACGACAAACUAUAUCUUUUAAUUCAAGGCUUUUUAAUUGACGUUAAGAACGAAAAAACAACACUGGAAACGGUUGAUGUUCCCGGACCCGUUGUACUUCCAGAUAGAGAUACAUAUCUUAAAAAAGUGGAAUGGUCGACCUGGUCUGAGUGUAGUAGAUCCUGCGGUGAAGGUAUCCAGAAACGUACUAGAAAUUGCACGGAGUUUGAUAUCAAAAAUCGUUUAUGUGAUGGUAAUGAAUAUAACGAACAAGCUUGUCAAAACAACCCUUGUCCAGCCCUCCUUCGAGCCCAUAUCAGUUUAAUGAUUGACAACAUAGAGUUUCACGAUGCUUUAAAGGAUAAUUCAUCUGAUGACUUUCAGUCCAUUGCAAAACCUUUAUGCAAUGAGAUGUAUAAGUAUUUCCUCACAAGUGAACUGGCCUCACAUUUCGUUUCGUGUGAUGCUAUUAAUAUUGUUGAUGUUGAUGGUAAAGUUGAAGUUUUCAUUGAUCUGGAUUUCUUGAAGAACUCACAGACUGCCAUCGAAAAAACAAUAGAGGACAUCAUUAUAAAGAAAUCUGGAAGACUGGUUAAGAACGACAAAUUAUAUCUUCGAAUUCAAAGCUUUUUAGUUGACGUUAAGAGCGAAAAAACAAUACUGGAAACGGUUGAUGUUCCCGGACCCGUUGUACUUCCAGAUAGAGAUACAUAUCUUAAAAAAGUGGAAUGGUCGACCUGGUCUGAGUGUAGUAGAUCCUGCGGUGAAGGUAUCCAGAAACGUACUAGAAAUUGCACGGAGUUUGAUAUCCAAAAUCAUUUAUGUGAUGGUAAUGAAUAUAAAGAACAAGCUUGUCAAAACAACCCUUGUCCAGCCCUCCUUCGAGCACAUAUCAGUUUAAUGAUUGAGAACAUAGAGUUUCACGAUGCUUUAAAGGAUAAUUCCUCUGAUGACUUUCAGUCCAUUGCAAAACCUUUAUGCAAUGAGAUGUAUAAGUAUUUCCUCACAAGUGAACUGGCCUCACAUUUCGUUUCGUGUGAUGCUAUUAAUAUUGUUGAUGUUGAUGGUAAAGUUGAAGUUUUCAUUGAUCUGGAUUUCUUGAAGAACUCACAGACUGACAUCGAAAAAACAAUAGAGGACAUCAUUAUAAAGAAGUCUGGAAGACUGGUUAAGAACGACAAACUAUAUCUUUUAAUUCAAGGCUUUUUAGUUGACGUUAAGAGCAAAAAAACAACACUGGAAACGGUUGAUGUUCCCGGAACUGUUGAACUUCCAGAUAGAGAUACUUAUCUUACAGAAGUGGAAUGGUCAACCUGGUCAGAGUGCAGUGAAUCCUGUGGUGAAGGUAUCCAGAAACGUUUAAGAUACUGCUCGGAUUUUGAUAUGCAACAUCAGUUAUGUGAUAGGAAUAAAGACGAACAAAUUUGUCAGCACAACCCUUGUCCAGUUGAGGGGAAAUGGGCAGAGUGGAAUAACUGGGAGAAAUGCAGCAUAUCUUGUGGCAAGGGAGUUAAGACAAGGAGACGGGAAUGUAACAAUCCGUCUCCAUCCUUUGGUGGUCAGAAUUGCAUUGGUGUCAACAUUGAUAACGAGAACUGCCAAGAGAGAGAUUGUCCCAUUAAUGGUAUGUGGUCUGAAUGGAGCCCAUGGAAUGACUGUUCUGGUAGUUGUGGCGGAGGUAGGAAAGAAAGAUCUAGAUCUUGUUCAAAUCCAAGACCUAAAUAUGGUGGACGGGCAUGUGUCGGUGACAAAAUUUCAUCAAGCAUAUGUAAUGACAAACCUUGUCCAGUAGAUGGAAGUUGGUCAGAAUGGAAUGUGUGGACUGAUUGUUCCUUAUCUUGUGAUGGUGGAAUCAAGACAAGAUUAAGAACAUGUUCUAACCCAGAGCCUAAGUUUGGAGGAAAGGGAUGCAAUGGCAAUGAAGAGGAAUCGAAUAAAUGUGGAGUCGAAUUUUGUCCAGUUGAUGGUGGGUGGACAGAAUGGACCGCAUGGUCGGGAUGCUCCGUGUCAUGUGGAAUAGGGACAGAGGACAGAAUGAGAAUAUGUUCUGGCCCUGAACCGAAGUAUGGUGGACUAAAUUGUACUGGGAAUAAUUUUGAUUACAAAACCUGUGACAGUAUUCCUUGUCCUAUACAUGGGGAAUGGUCAAUAUGGAAUGAAUGGACAGGUUGUUCAGUAACAUGUGGUAGUGGAAUAAAAGAGAGACAAAGACCCUGUAAUAACCCACAGCCUAAGUUCGGCGGAAAAGAUUGUUCUGGUGAUCGUAUAGAUCACAAGGAGUGUAAUGGAAAGAGUUGCCCAGUUGAUGGACAAUGGUCAGGAUGGAGUGGCUGGACAGAUUGCUCAUUGACUUGUGGAGGUGGAAAAACAGAAAGAAAUAGGACAUGUAAUGAUCCGAAGCCACAAAAUGGAGGCUCGAAUUGCACUGAAAAUGACUAUGAAGUGAAGGAUUGUAACUUCAUUUCCUGUCCAAUUGAUGGCGAAUGGACAAAUUGGUCAGAAUGGAGUACCUGUAGCCAGCUAUGUGGAGGUGGAGUUAUGUUCAGAAACAGGACAUGUACCGAACCUAGAUAUAAUGGAGAUAACUGCAGAGGAAAUAAUACCGAAUUUCAGAAAUGUGCUCAAAUUCCAUGUUCUGUUAAUGGGCAAUGGUCAGAAUGGAAUAAAUGGUCUGAAUGUACAAUUUCCUGUGGCAGAGGUUAUAGAUUAAGAAAUAGGUCAUGUACUGAACCCUCACCACAAUUUGGUGGAGAACUUUGCCAUGGCAAUGAAACUGAAACAGAUAUUUGCAAUAUAAACGAUUGUCCAGUAGAUGGGAAUUGGUCAUCCUGGGGUAAUUGGCAAGAGUGUAGUACAACAUGCGGUGGUGGAACUAAAACCAGAAAUAGAACAUGCACAGAUCCCGUACCACAUUUUGGUGGAGAAUGUUGCAAUGGGAAUAAUACUGAAGCUGCGAUGUGCAAUAAUAUAUUAUGUCCAAUUGAUGGAAAUUGGUCCGUCUGGAGUAAAUGGCAGGUGUGUAGUGUAUCUUGUGGUGGGGGAAAUCAAACUAGGAAUAGAACAUGUAACAACCCGAAGCCACAACUUGGAGGAGAAUAUUGUGAUGGAAAUGAUUCUGAAGAUAUUGCGUGUAACAAAAUGGCUUGUCCAAUUGAUGGUAUUUGGUCUAACUGGAAUGAAUGGACAGCCUGUAGUUUAUCUUGUGGAAGUGGUACACAGUCACGGAAUAGAACAUGCAACGAUCCUGAACCACAGUACGGCGGCACCUACUGUUCAGGAAAUAAUACCGAAGAGCAGAGAUGUAAAGAAGAUCCCUGUCCAAUUGAUGGUAAUUGGUCAGAUUGGAGUACCUGGGGUAUAUGUACUGUUUCGUGUGGUGAUGGAAGUAAAACUAGAGAUAGAACGUGUACUAAUCCGAUACCACAGAAUGGUGGUCUUGAUUGUACGGGAAACGAAACAGAUAUAGGAUUUUGUAAUUACAGUUCAUGUGCAAUAAAUGGUAACUGGACUGAGUGGUCUGACUGGAGUGAAUGCAGUGUAUCAUGUGGAGGAGGAAUUCAAGAAAAAUAUAGAAACUGCUCUAAUCCCGUACCUGAGUUUGGAGGCGAGGACUGUUUUGGCAAUAAUACAGAAAUAAGCUUCUGUAAUAGUAACUACUGUCCAAUCAAUGGUAACUGGACAGAUUGGUCAGUAUGGAGCACCUGCAGCCACUCUUGUGGAGAAGGUUUUCAAUCUAGAAACAGAACAUGUUCGAACCCAGUACCUCAGUUUGGUGGAAAUGAAUGUCUCGGUAAUGGCACCGAAGAUGUUAUGUGUAACGAACACCAUUGCCCAGUGGAUGGCAACUGGACAAAAUGGUCAGAAUGGGACAAUUGUACACAGUCCUGUGGUGGUGGUGUUCGGUCAAGACUAAGAAUCUGUUCAGAUCCUGAACCAAGCUUUGGAGGAGAAAAUUGUCUAGGAAACAGUACAGAAAGAAAUAUUUGUAAUGACCAUAAUUGCCCAGUUGAUGGCAAUUGGACUGAUUGGUCUGAAUGGGGCAGUUGCAGUGAUACUUGUGGAAGUGGUCUUAAGCUUCGAUAUAGAAAUUGUUCAAAUCCUGAACCUCAGUUUGGUGGAAUUGACUGUGUGGGUAACAAAACAGAAAUCGAUUCCUGCAACGACCAAUAUUGCCCAGUUGACGGUAGUUGGGCAGAAUGGGCAGAAUGGAACAAUUGUACCUAUUCAUGUGGUGGAGGGCUUCAGUUUAGAAAUAGAACAUGUUCAGACCCUGAACCCCAGUUUGGUGGAAAGGAAUGUAUUGGAAAUAGCACAGACAAUAAUUUAUGCAACGAGCAUCAAUGUCCAGUUGACGGUAGUUGGACAGAAUGGUCAGAAUGGAACAAUUGUACUGAUGUAUGUGGCGGAGGGCUUAAGUCUAGAAAUCGAACAUGUUCAGAUCCUGAACCUCAUUUUGGUGGAAAGGAUUGUAUAGGCAAUAACACACAGAAUAUUUUAUGCAACGAACAUCAUUGCCCAGUUGAUGGAAACUGGUCUGAAUGGAGCGCAUGGGAGGAAUGUAGCGUAACAUGUGGAGGUGGAUUGAAGACAAGAAACAGGACUUGCACAAACCCUGCAUCACAAUAUGAAGGCAAAGAUUGCUCAGGAAAUAGUACCAACAUUUCUAAUUGUGCACACAAUCCUUGUCCAAUCAAUGGAAAUUGGACAGAGUGGUCAUCAUGGAAUGAAUGCAGUGUUAUUUGUGGAGGUGGCAUUCAAGUCAGAGACAGAAAUUGUUCAAAUCCUGUCCCACAAUAUGGUGGUGAUCAGUGUUUCGGAAAUUCGACAAAUUCGGACACAUGCAAUGAACAGCAAUGUCCAAUUGAUGGUAACUGGUCUGGAUGGAGCCAAUGGGAGGAAUGUAGCGUCACUUGUGGUGGUGGACUCAAGACUAGAAAUAGAACCUGUUCAAACCCUGCACCCCAAUUUAGAGGCAAACACUGCUUAGGAAAUGAUACACUCAUUUCUAAUUGUGCAGACAAUCCUUGUCCUAUCAAUGGGAAUUGGACAGAGUGGUCAAUCUGGAAUGAAUGCAGCGUAACUUGUGGAGGUGGCAUUAAAGUCAGAGACAGAAACUGUUCAAAUCCUAUACCGCAAUAUGGUGGGGAAUCGUGUUUCGGAAAUGCCACAAGUACUGAAACAUGUAAUGAAGACCAAUGCCCAAUCAAUGGGAAUUGGACAGAGUGGUCAUCGUGGAAUGAAUGUAGUGUAACUUGUGGAGGUGGCAUGAAAGUCAGAGACAGAAACUGUUCAAGUCCUGUACCGCAAUAUGGUGGAGAUCCGUGUUUCGGAAACUCCACAAAUAUUGAUAUAUGCAAUGAAGACCCAUGCUCAAUUGAUGGAAACUGGUCUGGAUGGAGCGAAUGGGAGAAAUGUAGCGUCACAUGUGGAGGUGGACUCAAGACUAGAAACAGGACCUGUUCAAAUCCUGAACCCCAAUUUGGAGGCAAAUAUUGCACAGGAAAUGAUACCCACAUUUCUGAUUGUGCAGACAAUCCUUGUCCAAUCAAUGGGAAUUGGACAGAGUGGUCAUCUUGGAAUGAAUGCAGUGUUACUUGUGGAGGUGGCAUGAAAGUUAGAGACAGAAAAUGUUCAAAUCCUGUACCGCAAUACGGUGGCGAUCCGUGUUUCGGAAAUACUACAAAUUUUGAAACAUGUAGUGAAGAGCUGUGCCCAAUUGAUGGAAAUUGGUCUGGAUGGAGCGAAUGGGAGGAAUGCAGCGUCAAAUGUGGAGGUGGACUCAAGACUAGAAACAGGACCUGUUCAAAUCCUGAACCCCAAUUUGGAGGCAAAUAUUGCACAGGAAAUGAUACCCACAUUUCUAAUUGUGCAGACAAUCCUUGUCCAAUCAAUGGGAAUUGGACAGAGUGGUCAUCCUGGAAUGAAUGCAGUGUUACUUGUGGAGGUGGAAUGAAAGUCAGAGACAGACAUUGUUCAAAUCCUGUACCGCAAUACGGUGGCGAUCCGUGUUUCGGAAAUACUACAAAUAUUGAAUCAUGUAAUGAAGACCCGUGUCCAAUUGAUGGCAUCUGGUCUGGAUGGAGCGAAUGGGAGGAAUGUAGCGUCACAUGUGGAGGUGGACUCAAGACUAGAAACAGGACCUGUUCAAAUCCAGAACCCCAAUUUGGAGGCAAAUACUGCACAGGAAAUGAUACCAACAUUUCUAAUUGUGCAGACAAUCUUUGUCCAAUCAAUGGGAAUUGGACAGAGUGGUCAUCCUGGAAUGAGUGCAGCGUUACUUGUGGAGGUGGCAGGAAAGUCAGAGACAGACAAUGUUCAAAUCCUGUACCGCAAUAUGGUGGAGAUCCGUGUUUCGGAAAUACUACAAAUAUUGAUUCAUGUAAUGAAGACCCGUGUCCAAUUGAUGGCAACUGGUCUGGAUGGAGCGAAUGGGAGGAAUGUAGCGUCACAUGUGGAGGUGGGCUCAAGACUAGAAACAGGACCUGUUCAAAUCCAGAACCCCAAUUUGGAGGCAAAUAUUGCACAGGAAAUGAUACUCACAUUUCUAAUUGUGCAGACAAUCCUUGUCCAAUCAAUGGGAAUUGGACAGAGUGGUCAUCUUGGAAUGAAUGCAGUGUUACUUGUGGAGGUGGCAGGAAAGUCAGAGACAGACAAUGUUCAAAUCCCGUACCGCAAUAUGGUGGAGAUCCGUGUUUCGGAAAUACUACAAAUAUUGAAUCAUGUAAUGAAGACCCGUGUCCAAUUGAUGGCAACUGGUCUGGAUGGAGCGAAUGGGAGGAAUGUAGCGUCACAUGUGGAGGUGGGCUCAAGACUAGAAACAGGACCUGUUCAAAUCCAGAACCCCAAUUUGGAGGCAAAUAUUGCACAGGAAAUGAUACUCACAUUUCUAAUUGUGCAGACAAUCCUUGUCCAAUCAAUGGGAAUUGGACAGAGUGGUCAUCUUGGAAUGAAUGCAGUGUUACUUGUGGAGGUGGCAGGAAAGUCAGAGACAGACAAUGUUCAAAUCCCGUACCGCAAUAUGGUGGAGAUCCGUGUUUCGGAAAUACUACAAAUAUUGAAUCAUGUAAUGAAGACCCGUGUCCAAUUGAUGGCAACUGGUCUGGAUGGAGCGAAUGGGAGGAAUGUAGCGUCACAUGUGGAGGUGGGCUCAAGACUAGAAACAGGACCUGUUCAAAUCCAGAACCCCAAUUUGGAGGCAAAUAUUGCACAGGAAAUGAUACUCACAUUUCUAAUUGUGCAGACAAUCCUUGUCCAAUCAAUGGGAAUUGGACAGAGUGGUCAUCUUGGAAUGAAUGCAGUGUUACUUGUGGAGGUGGCAUGAAAGUCAGAGACAGAAAAUGUUCAAAUCCUGUACCGCAAUAUGGUGGAGAUCCAUGUUUCGGAAAUAUUACAAAUAUUGAAACAUGUAACGAAGACCCGUGCCCAAUUGAUGGCAACUGGUCUGGAUGGAGCGAAUGGGAGGAAUGUAGCGUCACAUGUGGAGGUGGACUCAAGACUAGAAACAGGACCUGUUCAAAUCCUGAACCCCAAUUUGGAGGCAAAUAUUGCACAGGAAAUGAUACCCACAUUUCUAAAUGUGCAGACAAUCCUUGUCCAAUUGAUGGGCAUUGGACUGAGUGGUCAUCCUGGAAUGAAUGUAGUAUUACUUGUGGAGGUGGAUUGAAAGACAGAGAAAGAACAUGUUCAAAUCCUUUACCACGGUAUGGUGGAAAUCCAUGUGUUGGAAAUGCAACGACUUCGGAAACAUGUAAUGAAGACCUUUGCCCAAUCAAUGGCCAGUGGUCACAAUGGACCGAUUUUACAAGCUGUAGCCAGACUUGUGGUGGAGGAUUGCAAAGUAGAAAUAGAUCAUGCACUGAUCCCGAACCACAAUAUGGCGGAGAUUAUUGUGUUGGAGUGGAAAACGAAACAAACAGUUGCAAUAACCAGCCAUGUCCCAUAAAUGGUAAUUGGACGGAAUGGAGUAACUGGAGUGCUUGUCCAGUGUCAUGUGGAGGGGAUAAACACACAAGGAUGCGAUCAUGCACAAACCCAAAGCCUCAGUUUGGUGGUGAUUUUUGUGAUGGCAACAAUAGUGAAUCACAGUCUUGUAAUUUCCACCAUUGUCCAAUUCAUGGACAAUGGUCAUCAUGGAGUGAAUUGUCAGAUUGCGACCGGUCUUGUGGGGGAGGUAUGCAAAACAAAAAUAGAUCAUGCUCUAAUCCAAAACCAGAAUAUGGUGGAAAUCAAUGCCUUGGGAAAGAUAAUGAGUCCAUUGAAUGCAACAAGCAUUCAUGUCCAGUGAAUGGUAAUUGGACAACAUGGAGUGGUUGGGCAGAAUGUCCUGUUUCUUGUGGAGGGAGUCGACACACAAGAACGCGUUCAUGCACAAAACCAAAGCCACAGUAUGGUGGGGAUGAGUGUGAAGGAAAUAAGACUGAAACACAGAUUUGUAAUACUCAACAUUGUCCUAUUGAUGGACAGUGGUCAAACUGGAGUGAUUUUACAUCAUGCAGUGAGACCUGUGGCGGAGGGGAUCAUAGUAGAAACAGAUCCUGUACGGCACCAGCACCAAAAUAUGGUGGACAACAUUGUCCUGGAGAAGAAAAUCAAACUAAAAAUUGCAAUACUCACCCAUGUCCUAUUAAUGGUAACUGGACUUCUUGGAGUGAAUGGUCAGUGUGUCCAGUUUCAUGUGGAGGUGGUCGUCACUCACGAAGCAGAUCAUGCACUAAUCCUGCACCGAUGUAUGGUGGUUCGACAUGUAAAGGAAACACAACAGAUAAUCAACUUUGUAAUCCACAACACUGUCCAAUUGAUGGAGAAUGGACUUCAUGGACUGCAUGGUCAGUAUGUUCGGUGACUUGCGGAGGAGGAAAAUCAGCAAGAACUAGAAGUUGUUCAGAUCCAGCGCCGCAGUAUAAUGGAAGCAAUUGUUCUGGACAAGAUAAAGAAAACAGGGUUUGCAACACAAUCAAUUGUCCAGUUGAUGGAGAGUGGUCGGAAUGGAUGCCAUGGUCCACUUGUACUGUUAGUUGUGGGGGUGGUGGAUUUCAGCAACGAAAACGAGAUUGUACUAAUCCAUCUGCAAAAUAUGGUGGAAAAGAUUGUAAUGGAAAUGAUGCUGAGAUCCAGGAUUGUGGAGAUUUAGGUUGUCCAGGGUUGAUAUUUACGCCAACUGAAGAAUUUGAAGGGGCUUCUGCUGUUCUUGCAAAAUGCCGUAUUGAAAAUUUCACAUCAUGGCAGGAGCUAGAAAUUGCAAAAAAUUCGAGAGAAAUGGUUAUUUUGCAAUCAAAGGGAAUUGAAACUUCCAACCUUGGGAGCGCUGUGGCUGUUUCAAAUGAUAUUAAAGACAUGUAUGCGGAGAUCCAGCUUUCUUUCAAUAAACUUAGCUGCAAGGAUGAAGGAACGUAUGUUUGUUCUGUGGACAGAGGAUAUCAUAGGUCUGCUGAUUUAAUUGUUAAAACUCCUCCUGUCGGCAAACCGGUGUUUGAUAUAAAUACUGAAAUCUUUGGUGAGAGAAGUGAGCAGUUUUCCUGUACAGGAAAUCCAGGCUAUCCUAAAGGUCAUCUUGAAUUUUGGGUAAAAUUCAGAAAUGAGACAGAGUAUCAGGAAUAUAGGUUUCAUAGUGCAGUUAGAACGGUAACAGAUAAAAAUUGCCGCCGACAAGAAACUGUUCAGGUAGAUUACUUCUUUCCCAUGCGGUGGAACGGUGCUAAAAUCCGUUGUAAAGCCCCGGAUUCUGAAGAAUAUACAGAACGAGAAAUCUGGCUGAUAUCAGAAUAUUACUGUGAAUCCGUUCCAUUGUUUUCGACGGUUCGCCAUCCCUACACGUGUAAAAAGUACAUGAGAUGUUUAGAAGACAAGGUUGAUGUGAUGGAAUGUCCAGAAGGACUAUGUUAUAACGAGGAAUCACAACUGUGUGUUUACCAGUGAGAGGUUGACAUUACAAUAGAACAUACGGGUUGUUUGUUGACAUAUUGAACUAGAGACUUCAACUGGUGCAGAAACAUAUUGAACAGCCACACGAGUCAAGACGGAACAUGUGUGGCCUUUCAAAACAUUCAUGGCAUUGAACUGAUAUACAAUUGGACAUUCCUAUUUUUAUUUUUCAAUAAAGGAUUCCUUUUUGUA
Messenger RNA from Mytilus californianus (California mussel), 10274 nucleotides. Its product is annotated as SCO-spondin-like. The record is from RefSeq and is a predicted model, not a curated record. Gene Ontology annotation, molecular function: chitin binding. The transcript is spliced from 60 exons. Gene Ontology annotation, cellular component: extracellular region. Lineage: Eukaryota; Metazoa; Mollusca; Bivalvia; Mytilida; Mytilidae. The coding region runs from base 486 to 10076 and encodes 3196 amino acids.